Motacilla alba alba is the source of this 2977-nucleotide messenger RNA. It is a transcript of the gene TSPAN32, whose product is annotated as tetraspanin 32. Bases 71 to 799 code for a protein of 242 amino acids. Gene Ontology annotation, cellular component: membrane. NCBI's taxonomy places the organism in Eukaryota, Metazoa, Chordata, Aves, Passeriformes, Motacillidae. The record is from RefSeq and is a predicted model, not a curated record. The transcript has 8 exons.
CUGGUGGAAACCCAGGCUUUAUCAAGAGCUGGAGGGACCAACUGCCAGCUCUCUCUGGGGACAGGCUGCCAUGGAACUGAGGUGCGGGAUGAGGACCACCAAGUGCCAGCUGCUGGUGACCAGCCUCUGUGUCAUGCUGCUGGGGCUCUCCAUCGCCACGCUGAGCACAGUCACCCACUAUGGGCUCCAUUUCACCCUCAUCAGCAACGUGUCUCUGGACAGCAACGCCUACAAGGUCAUCCACCACACAGCUUUCUACUUUGGGAUCUGCCUGAGCAUGACCCUGAUCCUGGCAGCCCUGCUGAGCUCUGCUGCCACAGUGAGGGAAUCGCAGUGCCUCACCGCCAUGGGAUUUUUCUGUUUUGCUCUGGCCUUUUGUGGAUUGAUCCCAGCUGCCUGCUGGAGAUACACACACAGCACGGAGGUGGAAGACAGCAUGAUGGAUGUGUAUGAUUUCGUGUAUGAGGAGGUGAGGAGGAACACCUCCAGCAUCAAGAGGCAUGAGCUGACUGCCAUCCAUGAAGCAUUCCUUUGCUGUGGGAAACACUCUCCUUUUGGGGACACAACUGAUGUUGAGAAAGAGACAUGCUCACCUGACCAAGUGCACAAUGGAGGACAGGACUGCCUGAAAGGGAUCCAGGACUUCCUGAAGAAGCACAUGGACUUUGUCUUCUCACUCCUGGGCAUCGCCAUUGGCUUCACGGUUUAUGGGAUGUUCCUAACUUCAUUCCUCUGGUUCUCCAUCCACUUCAGCAGCAACCUGUACCGGAAAGGCAAAUACAUCCUGCGAGAGAGGUAGAAACCUGAUACCUGGGCAUCCCUACCAGGCAGAGCCAGCUCUUGGCACAGGAAGGUGUCUGAAGUCACCCACAAACACCUUGGGAAGGUAGUGCAUGGGGUCAGGUGGUGGGAUAUGUGUCACACAUUUCCCUUUCCUGCACUACUGCUGGGCUCAGAGAUGCAGAUUCCCUCGAUGGGAGACGUACGGACUGUGGCUCCACAAGAAGGAUACACGGAGUUCUUUACAACCAAAUGGAGAGAAAAGCCCAGCAAAAAUCACAGCAUUAAACCAAACUUCUCUCAUGCUGUCAUCUGAGCAGUUCCCUGUGACCCCCAAAGAUGCAAUGUUUCUAGGAAGAUGGCUUUGGAUCGCAGCCCAGGAUCACUGUUGCACUAUCAGUAAAUAAAUGACAGGGAGAGUGUCACCACUGGUUGGAUAUGUGCUCUCCCAGCCUGGACACUUGCAAUGAUUAACUUUGGGCAUGUUUCUGAUCGUGCUGGAUGCUACCUAGGCAUCCAAUGACUGUCAGCUAGUUUUCCUGUUUUCAAAUGUUGCCAAAUUUAUAGCACUUUUGGUAGAGAUCAGGACAAAAAGUCAGAAAGUAGUGAAUGAGCUUUGAAACAACUGACCAACAGAAGGACAUAUUUCUGUUAUUCCUCCUUCCUAAUGCAAUACAACUUUUUUUUUUUUUUUUUUUUUAAUUCUUAGGAUUUAGUCAGCCUCCUAAAUCUUGAUGCCACACUGAUUUCACAGGGGCUUGUUAAGCCAUACCUGUGUCUAAUUCUGGGCCCCUUAAUUUAGGAAGGGUGUUGACAUACUCAGACACAUUCAGAGAAGAGCCAGAAGGCUGAUGAAGGGUCUAGAACACAAGCCCUGCGAAGAGUGGCUGAGGGAGCUGGGGUUAUUUAGCCUGGAAAAAAAGGAGUCUUGGGGUAACCUUAUCACUCUCUACAAUUGCCUGAAAGGAGGGUGUAGCCAGGUGGUGGUUGGUCUCUUCUCCCAGGCAACCAGUGACAGGAUGAGGACACAGUCUUAAGCUGUGCCAGGGGAAGUUUAGGCUAGACAUGAGAGAAAAAUUCUUCACAGAAGAAGGGAUUGGGCAUUGGCAUAGGCUGCCCAGGGAGGUGGUGGACUCACCAUCCCUGAAGGUGUUUAAAAAAGACUGGACGUGGCACUCAGUGGCAUGGUUUAGUUGAUAAGGUGGUGUUAGGUCAUAGGCUGAACUUGGUGAUCUCCAAGGUCUUUUCCAACCUGGCUGAUUGUGUGAUUCUGUGAUUCUGUAACUUCCUGCCCCAGCUCUAUGUUUAUCAGGCUUUGCUAACCCACUGUGCUCUUGUGGUAAAAGGACUUUGAUAUUAGACACACAAACAGAAGUUUAAAUCUAUAAGAGUACAGGACUGAUCUCCAGCCAGGUCAAACAAUACAAUGUCCAACUCCACGUCCUUUUUACAUCACUUUAUCAAUAAUAAACAGAAUUUGUAAAAGGCUGUCAGUCUAGCUGAAACAACAGCUCCCUGGUAUGCUUUGCCCUCAUGUCGAGGAGACAGAGCAGCUUCUGAGCUGAAACCCAUCAUUGCAAUAUAUGUAGCACCUGCUGUAAAUUAUACAGCUGUGUGAAGUGUCUGUUGAACCAGCAACAGCUUUCACUUCUCUUGUACAUAGUGGUUUUUAGGCAUGAAAAAUUUUAAGUAGCAAUUGUUUAUUGAGAUAAACUGGACAACCCUGUGCUGAUGUUCAGGACCAGUCUUGGCCCUCUGGCAGGGGCUGCUGCAUGUACAAAAACAGCAGUACAGCCUACAGCACCUGGCUGGCAUUUUAACCUGGGCUGCAAAUACCUUGCAUUGGAAAGAGUUGUGCUGUGGAGGGCUAAGGGAGGACUGUCACUUCUCAUUCCACGCCCUUAGAACCAGCAGAGCUUCACUGGAAGCAGGAUGAAGUUCAAACUGCUCCAGUGUAUAUUCAAGCAAUCUUCUGGCAGUCACCAACACACCUCAGUCUGGCAGGGAAUAUGCACUUCCCAGCUUAUGCACUUUCUAGUGGGGAAGUAUUCACUUAUACAUGUAUAUGUAUCAUCACGUAUAUUGAUCUCUGGAAAGAGAGAAUCUCCCUUGUGAGCUCCAGCUGCUACUGUCAGGCUACUGCUAUUGUUAUUCCUCAGGCCAGCUGGCAGCUCAUGUGACUCAUGGUUGCUUCAAU